AUGUUCUUGCAACACCGAGUAAGAAAGACGGUGUCCUCUCCACACACUGUUAUCCGCGAGCCUCCUUCAUACCUCACAAUGUCAAAUCCUAAUACUCCGGAGAUCUUUUGUAAGUCAGAGUUAUCAGUGAAUGACGCCUUUGGCUCGGGCGACGAUGUGUUUCUCGUGUGCUCGCACUCCGAAGUGAACACCCCGCGCAAGAUCUUUAUCGGUCGCAAUCGCGCAAAGACGUAUUUAGGACAAGAGACACUCAACACAGACAACUUUCAAGUCUCGCCGCGGACUCGGAUGCAAUCGAUCGUCGAGACUAAAGAACUCAAAGGCCUUUGGAAGAAUGAGUCCGAGCAACCCAUCGAGAAUCUCCUCCAGACUUCCACUCUCGAGCCACAAAAGCAUCCUUCCCCAACUCAGAAACAACAAUCCCCAAGAGAAAGAUUUCUCCGUCUCGGCGAGAUGAACAACUCCUUGAGUCGCUCAAUGGUCGAGAUCUCAACACAAUUGAAGAUAUUGGAGGAGAUGUCCCCAAAGGAGACUGACGUCGAAGAAACAGAAAUAGUUAUACCAAAGCGUUGUUGUCUUGGGCAACGCAGACAAAACCACAACGAUACUUCAGUAAAAUCAGCGGAGUAG
Messenger RNA from Entamoeba invadens IP1, 630 nucleotides. RefSeq lists its product as hypothetical. The coding region runs from base 1 to 630 and encodes 209 amino acids. The record is from RefSeq and is a predicted model, not a curated record. The transcript has a single exon. NCBI's taxonomy places the organism in Eukaryota, Evosea, Mastigamoebida, Endamoebidae.